Molecule: messenger RNA, 468 nt
Organism: Fomitiporia mediterranea MF3/22
Lineage: Eukaryota; Fungi; Basidiomycota; Agaricomycetes; Hymenochaetales; Hymenochaetaceae
Exons: 7
Coding region: 1-468 (155 amino acids)
Source: RefSeq, a predicted model, not a curated record
AUGUCAGUGUCCGCUUUUGAGCAUUGGAUUCCUCCUAAUGCAGUCGUAGCCGGAACUGAUCCCGAACUUGGUGAAGGCGCAUUGUCUGUUGUAUAUGUUGCUAGAGCUACACUAGAGAAUGGAGGAACAUACCGUGGUGAGGCAAACUAUAACCAGGCCUGGAUACCUCAUGAAGACAAAGUGACACAGUUGAAGAAGGACUACGAGGUAUUUACAUGCCCUGACCCGGAUAGGAGACUGAAAUGGGUUGAGGUAGACGGGGAGUUUACUCUCGAUAUCUUGCAUUACCCACCUAUUCUUGGAGGAAAGGAUAAAGAUGGUAAAACCUUGUAUAUUGUGAAAGCCGAGUUUGACGGCGGAAUACAUUGUGGUUAUACCUCUGAAGGAGAGAUUGGUACUGUUGUGCACGGUGAAAAAGUGAAGCAAGUGGACCAUUAUUCUGUGCUUUAUCCUUAUCUUCUCGGGUGA